This is a messenger RNA of Oenanthe melanoleuca, 2852 nucleotides long. RefSeq names its product protocadherin gamma-A12-like. The record is from RefSeq and is a predicted model, not a curated record. Gene Ontology annotation, biological process: homophilic cell-cell adhesion. The transcript is spliced from 3 exons. NCBI's taxonomy places the organism in Eukaryota, Metazoa, Chordata, Aves, Passeriformes, Muscicapidae. The coding region runs from base 6 to 2852 and encodes 948 amino acids. Gene Ontology annotation, cellular component: plasma membrane. Gene Ontology annotation, molecular function: calcium ion binding.
CAGAGAUGUGCACGGCGGGGAGGCGCUGGGGCCGGCGGCAGCGAGCUCUGCUCUGGGUGAUCCUGCUGGCGGCGUGGGAGGCGGCGUGGGGGCAGCUGCGCUACUCGGUGCCCGAGGAGAUGCCCAAGGGCUCGUUCGUGGGCGACGUGGCCAAGGACCUGGGGCUGCAGCUGCCGGAGUUUCGAAAUCGCGGUGCCCGCAUUGUCUCCGGAGGUAGGACGCAGUAUUUCGCUCUGCACGGGAAGACGGGGCAUUUAGUGACGGCGGAGAGGAUCGACAGAGAGCAGCUGUGCGAGGGUGUGCAGCAAUGCGUGCUGCGCUGUGAGCUGAUAGUGGAGGGAGAAAUGAAGUUUUAUGAAAUCGAAGUGGAAAUCACGGACAUUAACGACAAUGCGCCCAGCUUCAAGGAAAUUGAGCUGGAAGAGAGGAUUAACGAGGCCACAGCCCCCGCUUCUCGGUUUCCCCUUGCCGAGGCUCACGAUCCCGAUACGGGACGGAAUUCCCUGCAGAGCUACGAGCUGAGCGGUGACGAGCACUUCUCGCUGGCCGUGCAGUCGGGCCCCGGCGGCGAUCAGCGUCCCGAGCUGGUGCUGGUGAAGGCGCUGGACCGGGAGGAGGCGGCGUUUCACGAGCUGGUGCUGAGGGCGAUGGACGGCGGCGAUCCGGCACGGACGGGCACGGCUCGGAUCCGAGUAAAGGUGGUGGAUGCGAAUGACAACGCGCCGGUGUUCAGCCAGGCGGAGUACACGGUGCGUGUUCCCGAGGACGUGCCCGUGGGCUCAACCCUCGUCAUCGUGAGUGCCACCGACGCCGACGAGGGGGUGAACGGGAAAAUAAAAUACUCGUUAAAGAAAAUAACAGAAAGAUCCUCGAAGAUAUUCCACCUCGACUCUGAUACGGGUGCGAUCACUCUGUUGCGAAGUCUGGACUUCGAGGAAGGUGACUCAUAUGAGCUGGAAGUACAGGGACGAGACGGCGGCGACCUUUUUGACACGACUAAAGUCUCGAUCACAGUCACAGACGUAAAUGAUAACGCGCCGCUGAUUUCCGUGCGGUCAGCGUUAAGUGAGAUUUCUGAGGAUGUCCCGUCGGGGACGGUUGUAGCCCUUCUACAUGUGCAGGACUGGGACUCGGGGGCGAAUGGUGCCGUGCGCUGCGCGCUCGACGGGGACGUCCCGUUCCGGCUGCAGAGCUCCCACGGCAACUACUACAGCGUGGUGACAGCGAGAGAGCUGGACCGAGAGCAGGUGUCGGAGUACAACGUGACGGUGCGGGCGGCCGACGGCGGGUCGCCGGCGCUGCAGAGCAGCGCGGUGCUGGCGCUGCGGGUGCUGGACGUGAACGACAACGCGCCGGUGUUCGCGGAGGAGCGCUACAGCGCGCGGCUGGCGGAGAACAACGCGGCGGGCGCGCUGGUGCUGACGGUGCGCGCGACGGACGCGGACUGGGGGCAGAACGCGCGCGUGCGCUACCGGCUGUCGGAGGGGCGGGUGCGGGGCGCGCCGCUGUCGUCGUACGUGUCGGUGCAGGCGGAGACGGGCGCGCUGUACGCGCUGCGCUCCUUGGACUACGAGCAGGUGCGCGAGCUGCGGCUGUGGGUGCGUGCGGAGGACGGCGGCGCGCCGGCGCUGAGCAGCAACGUGUCGGUGGUGCUGCAGAUCGUGGACGAGAACGACAACGCGCCGCAGGUGCUGUACCCGCCGGCGGGCGCGCUGCGGGCGGGCUCGGGCUCGGGCGGUGCGUGGUCGGGCGUGGAGCUGGCGCCGCGCUGGUCGGAGGCGGGCGCGCUGGUGGCCAAGGUGGUGGCGGUGGACGCGGACGCGGGCCAGAACGCGUGGCUGUCGUACGAGCUGGCCAAGGCGACGGAGCCGGGGCUGUUCCGCGUGGGGCUGCACAGCGGCGAGGUGCGCACGGCGCGCUCGCCGCUGGCCCGCGACGCGGCGCGCCAGAGCCUGGUGGUGGUGGUGAAGGACCACGGGCGGCCGGCGCUGUCGGCCACGGCCACGCUGAGCGUGGUGCUGGCCGAGAGCGUGGCCGAGCUGCUGGCCGAGCUGGGCAGCGCGGCCGACGAGGCGGCGGCAGAGCCGGGCGAGCCGGCCGUGAGCCUGACGCGCUGGCUCGUGCUGGCCGUGGCCGCCGUGUCCUGCCUCUUCGUCGCCUUCCUGCUGCUGCUGCUGGCGCUGCGCCUGCGCCGCUGGCGCCGCCAGCAGCUGCUGCCGCCCGCCAGCGGCGCCUUGCGCGGCGUGCCCGUCUCGCACUUCGUGGGCAUCGACGGCGUGCGCGCCUUCCUGCAGUCCUACUCGCACGACGUGUCGCUCACGGCCGACUCGCGCAAGAGCCAGCUGCGCUUCUCGGCCGGCGGCAGCUGCUGCGACACCCUCCCGGCCCGGCCGCUGCCCGACGAGCCCGCGCCGCUGCUCGGGAACGAGGAUUCCGCCAGCCCCCUUCCUGUGGAUCCCACCGCUCCCUCGGUGGUCGUGGUGUCCUUGUUCAGCCUUAAGCUGGGCGAGACAGGAGAAGGGAGGUUCUUCUUUUGGAGGAGAGAGCCCGGAGCCGGUGCCGGCGCUGAGCCCCGCCCAAAGCCGGGCCCCCUUGAGCGCGGCCGUGCGGCGGCUGCAGUGUCGCGGCGGCGCCUCCGGGUGUCGCUGUUGGCCGCCGCCGAGCGGCGCUGGAGCCGCCGCCGCCGCAGCGUCCUGCCCCCGCAGGCUGCUCGCUCGCCCGGCGCCGGCCAGAGCGGCAGCGGCAGCGCCAGCAGCAGCGGCGAGAGGCGGCGAGAGGCGGCGAGAGGCGGCGCUUGGCGGGGAGCAGCGGCGUCCGAGGCGGCCCGAGCGGGCUGGCUGCGCUACCUGUGA